UGCCCAUAACCUCAAUCUCAAUCCCGAAGUGCCCUGGGAAAAUUGGUGAUUUUGCUGUAUUUCCGUGAAUUUGUGUUGAAAGUCUGGUGAAAUCAGACUCAAUGGCUAACAACAAUGCUCCCGGAGAUUGUGGGAGUCUCGAAGAGGAGGUGUGGAACGAAUUAAUAGGCAUUCCGUCAGACGUUCCGGAGCAUCGUGAUGUCUGCGAGAGAUGCAGGCGCCCCAUGACAGUCUGCUGGUGUCCCCAUUUACCCACCACCCCUCUGAACCCGGAAUCCCGUGUGAUAAUCCUGCAGCAUCCGGCAGAGGAGAAGAGAUGUCUGCAGACAGCCAAGAUGCUCUCCCUGGGCUUGGCAAAUAACAAAUGCCUUGUCUUCAGGGGCAAGAAGUUUCCCUCGCCAAAGCACGAGACUCUCCUGCGGGAGAUUCUGGAGGAUCCGCGCUCCCUGCUGUUGUAUCCCAGUAAGAGUUCAGUGCCCUUGGAGGAUGUGCCCACUCAAGACGGCCCCUUUAAUCUCAUCCUGCUGGACGGAACGUGGUCCCAGGCGAAGGCCAUCUACGCCAGCAACUCCUCCCUUCACCAGAUGCGACAGGUGAAGCUAAUCACGACUGGGAACAGUAAUUACGUGAUAAGAACUCAGCCGACUGAAGGGUGCUUGAGCACUCUGGAGGCGGCGGCGGAAGUGUUGUCGAUUGUAGAGCAAGAUUGCAUGUACAGAGAACAACUACUGAAGCCACUCCAUGCCCUCUGUGAUUUUCAAUUGCGCAACGGCGCCGUAACGCAUCAAUCGAAGGAGUUUCUCGUCAAGACCAACAAAUAUCCCAAAUUGAUUGGUCGCCGACUCCGAAAGCUGCUCAGGCAAACAGAUGCCGCAGAAGAGGAGGAGAAGUAGGGGAUUUUAUGGUAUAUUUGGCAUAGCCCCAAUCCUGACAAAGUACGGCAAAACAUCCAGAGGAGCUCUGUAGCUCGGCAGCCACCGCGGACCCUGAAAAACUGUACUGUUGUCAUUGCCAUCCCUCCAGAUCCCGUACGGAAGGAAGAUGCCACGCUCUGUAGUGUUUGGAUGCAGCACAGGAGCCACAAUUACGUCAUCCCCCAAGAGAUACUCUGAAAUAAAGAUAAGUAGAAUCAAUGAUUAUGUCUAAUUGG
This is a messenger RNA of Phlebotomus argentipes, 1150 nucleotides long. It is a transcript of the gene Dtwd2, whose product is annotated as tRNA-uridine aminocarboxypropyltransferase 2. NCBI's taxonomy places the organism in Eukaryota, Metazoa, Arthropoda, Insecta, Diptera, Psychodidae. The transcript has 2 exons. The coding region runs from base 102 to 893 and encodes 263 amino acids. The record is from RefSeq and is a predicted model, not a curated record.